Messenger RNA from Trypanosoma conorhini, 675 nucleotides. RefSeq lists its product as uncharacterized. The transcript has a single exon. The record is from RefSeq and is a predicted model, not a curated record. Lineage: Eukaryota; Euglenozoa; Kinetoplastea; Trypanosomatida; Trypanosomatidae. The coding region runs from base 1 to 675 and encodes 224 amino acids.
AUGCUCCCUAGCGCUGGAGUUGCAAGCGGCAGCGCGAACCUUGCCGCACAGAGUCUUCAGUACCGACAGCAGUUGUACGCCGAUGAGCAGGGGUUUAGCGCACAAGGUAGGAAUUGGUCACGUUCAUUUCUUGCGUUGUCGGCUAUAUCAAUGGGUCUCGUGAUUGCCAGCUCAAUCAUUAGUCUAAUGACCCUUAACAUCGGCGUUUCGACAAUCUUCUUGAACGUCUACCUCGUGAUGUUGUGCUUCUUUGCCCUCACUGCGGAACUUCGCCAAGUAAAGUGCCUGCGGGGCCUUAUCUACAUCUGGAUGAAAUACCUCUACUUUUUGACUACGUACACAGGGAGGGCUAUUUUUUAUAUUUUCUUGGGAACCCUUGCGUUCGGGGGCGGCCUCUUGAACUAUGUGGCGGCGGGUGUGGCGGUUGUUCUUGGUACCCUCAUGUUUUGUGUGAACCUUGUCGUCGAGCUGCCAAAGUAUGUGGACCCAGAAAUGCUGCGGGAGGAGGAAGCCGCGCGACGGGAGGCGUUGGGUGGCACGAAUCAGGACCCUUUUUCCCCGACGCCCGGCCAACCCGUUACCAGCAACGUCGGCAGUGCCGGCGUGCGUCCCCCGUCUGUGGCCACCACGGGUUACCAGCCACCGGCUAUUGACGCGGGUCCCAAUGCACUUUAG